AUGGACAACUCCCAAUACUCGGCUAAUGUGGUAAACACGACUACUACGGCUUCUUACCCCUCACCCUCUUCGUCUAUCUCGCACGGCAUUCAGAAUCAGCAGCAAAACCAUUCGGGACAGCCGCAAACUCUACCCCCUCUCCAGCCGCAGACGCAUAGCAUGCAACAACCCCAGCAGCAACAGCAACAACAACAGCAGCAGCAGCAGGCGCAACAGCAGCACCAGCAGCACCAGCAGCAGCAGCAUCAGCAACAACAGGCGCAGCAGCACCAACAGCAACAGCAGCAGCAACAGCAAGCUACUCCCUACGGUAGCUAUCACAACACCCCCCGGACUACUGCCACGCCAAACCCAUCUGGUACUCCAACUAUGAGCAGCUACCCACCUCCCCCGGGGCAACAGAACGUUGGGCGCGCCCCUUACCCCGGCAUGAUGCCCGCGCCGCAGUACCAACAAACUCAUCCCGGCUAUCCCACCACAACCUCGAUGAUGACCCAAGCAUCGACCGCGAUGGCCCAUCCCCAGCCCAUUGCGCCCGCGCCCCCUGGUGGUCGCGCCCCCCCGGUAUUGCGUCCCAUGCCUGCGGGUGGCAUGGUCCCUCAAGGCGGCAUGUCUUCGCCUUAUGCUCAGAGCCCAUUGAUGCCCCAGCCUCAAAUGAUGCAACAGGAAGGCGAUGCGCCCACACAUGUGGUUGGCUCCCAGGGCCGCCGAGGAAUCCUUCCGAGCGCGCCGGGUAGGCCCCAGGCUCCGGUCGCUGGUAGCCAGGCCGCAAAGAACCAGAUCCCCCAGAAGGAUGCCGACGGAAAGUUUCCGUGCCCUCACUGUAACAAAACGUACCUGCACGCCAAGCAUCUCAAGAGGCAUCUUCUGAGACAUACGGGUGACCGUCCGUACAUGUGUGUCUUGUGCCGUGACACCUUCUCCCGUAGUGAUAUUCUCAAGCGCCACUUCCAAAAAUGCUCCAUUCGCCGUGGCAACCCCACUGGUGCAAGCCAUCUUUCGCACCCGCAUGCGCACGUGAAAAAGAACCAGGCUGCCCAGCAGAAGGCGAUGGGUAACGAGAACGAGCUCAACCCCAUUAACGGCAUGGGCAACAUGGGUCCUGACGGAAUGGUUCACCCCUUCGGCCUUAUCCCCGCUCAGGAUGGCAUGGCAAACAUGUCAAACGACCAGAACCACUUGUCCCGGCAGCCCAGCAUGAACCGCAUGGAAGACCCGAACGACCGCGAUCGCCGCAGUGUCACAGGUUCCGUGAUGGGUAACAACACACGGCCUGGCAGCUUCGAUCAGGGCUACAACGGAACUGUCCCGCACACCAUGGCGGCUAACAUUAACCCUCAGCUGGCGAACUACCCUAUGCCGCCUAACCAAAAUGGCAUGCCUAUGUUUGCAGGACAAGCCUCAAACCAACAAUCUGGUGGACUUGACUGGUCUCAGAUGUUUCAAGCUGGUGCGCAACAAACAACCUUUAAUGAUGAUUUCCCGUCUAAUAUUGGACAGACGCAGAUCGCAACCAUCAAGCAAGAGCCUGAACCGGCUUCCGUCCGACCGAGUGAUGCCCGAGAAGGCUAG
This is a messenger RNA of Pyricularia grisea, 1572 nucleotides long. RefSeq lists its product as uncharacterized. Bases 1 to 1572 code for a protein of 523 amino acids. Gene Ontology annotation, biological process: regulation of transcription by RNA polymerase II. Gene Ontology annotation, cellular component: chromatin. Gene Ontology annotation, molecular function: RNA polymerase II cis-regulatory region sequence-specific DNA binding; DNA-binding transcription factor activity, RNA polymerase II-specific. The record is from RefSeq and is a predicted model, not a curated record. NCBI's taxonomy places the organism in Eukaryota, Fungi, Ascomycota, Sordariomycetes, Magnaporthales, Pyriculariaceae. The transcript is spliced from 2 exons.